AGACGUAGGCCAACCGGAGCCCAGCGGCGCAGGCGCAGCAGCAGGACGUGGAAAAGGGAGGGUGCUGCGAGGCCCGGGUUCACCAGCUUGGACAGGCUCUGCGCGGUGCCCGGCCGCUAUGGGCAAGCGGGUAGCUCUGGUUCUCGCCGGCUGUGGCGUCUUCGAUGGCACCGAAAUUCACGAGGCCUCGGCGGCACUGGUGCAUCUCAGCCGCGGCGGCGCAGAGGUGAAGAUAUUUGCCCCAAAUAUUGAGCAAAGGGAUGUAGUCAAUCACCUAAAAGGAAGUCCAACAGAAGAGAAGAGAAAUGUGUUAGUAGAAAGUGCCAGGUUGGCAAGAGGAAACAUUCAAGAUUUGGCUGAACUGAAAGCUAGUGAAUUUGAUGCAGUCAUUUUCCCGGGUGGCUUUGGUGUAGCAAAGAACCUGUGCUCCUGGGCUGUAGAUGGCAAGAACUGUACUGUCAAUGAGCACGUGAACUCCACACUCCAGGCUUUCCACAGUGCUAAAAAGCCCAUUGGUUUGUGCUGCAUAUCACCGGUUCUGGCAGCUAAAGUCUUUCCUGGUUGUGAGGUUACAGUUGGCCAAGAUAAAGAUGUAGAUGGAAGAUUUCCUGAUGCUGAAACAGCAUCUGCUAUAGUUGAGCUUGGAUGUAAGCACAUUUGCAAAAAUGUAAAUGAAUCCCAUGUGGACAAAGCCAAUAAAAUAGUUACUACCUGUGCCUUCAUGUGCAAGGCUCCUCUGCAUGAAAUCUUUGAUGGAAUUGGAACAAUGGUACAAGAAGUCCUGAAACUUGCAUGACCGGAAUCAUACAGACUUCUACAGGGAAAUCAGUGUAACUGAGAAUAAGCAUUUAGCUUCCUUUGAACGUAGUAAUAAAAUAAUGCAACUACUAAA
Molecule: messenger RNA, 892 nt
Organism: Pezoporus flaviventris
Lineage: Eukaryota; Metazoa; Chordata; Aves; Psittaciformes; Psittacidae
Product: glutamine amidotransferase-like class 1 domain-containing protein 3, mitochondrial
Exons: 4
Coding region: 119-796 (225 amino acids)
Source: RefSeq, a predicted model, not a curated record